Messenger RNA from Plutella xylostella (diamondback moth), 530 nucleotides. RefSeq names its product sloth 1 (gene sloth1). NCBI's taxonomy places the organism in Eukaryota, Metazoa, Arthropoda, Insecta, Lepidoptera, Plutellidae. The record is from RefSeq and is a predicted model, not a curated record.
AUGUGCACAGACCAAUCGCAUGACGUAACAGUAAAUUUUGAAAUGAGGUUAUGUAUAAAAUAUAAAAAAAUUUAAUAAAUAAAAUCGGAGCUGAAUUAAAUAUAUAUUUUCAUUCGAUUAUGCUAAAGAAGACCUAAUCUAAAAAUAUAUUGUAAUGAGAAUCGGCUGGUUUCAAAAGUUCGUGAACAAAUGGCCAGGAAAGAAGUACUUGGGCAUGUAUAGAUUUCUGCCUAUGUUCUUCGUGCUUGGAGCAACCUUAGAGUUUUCUAUGAUAAAUUGGAAAGUUGGUGAAGUCAGCUUUUAUAAUACGUUCAAGAAGCGCCAGGCCCACGAGAUAGUUGAAGAAAAGAUCAAGAAAUAUUCAGCAGCGUAAAAAUGCCAGCCGGAGUAUCUUGGGGUCAGUAUAUCUCCUUCUCUGUAGCUGCGAUGGCGUCGAUGCUGGCAGGGUCACAGAUAGUGCAUCAGCACUAUCGCCCGCUACAAGAUUUAAAUGAUUAUAUCACCCGAGAGUUGAAAAAUCUUCCUGAAAA